AGUCAAAAGUCAAAGGUUGAAGGUUGAAGUUUUAGGCCAAAGCCGAAGCCCUUGAGCUGCCACUCAGAAUCCAAAUCCCAGUCUUUUAAUGUAAUGUAAAGGUUAAUUUUUGCACAAAACAAACAGAAACUCAACUUGCAAGAUGGAGGCACGUGCACUCAGCGAGGGACAGGUCGGCAUCGAGAUGUCGAAGGAGUUCAUUCAGUUCGGCCAGGGGAGUCCUGCGGGAUUGGAGGAGUUCGGGCCAUUAACCGAAAAGAGUCCGAGGGCGAUGCAAAACCAGGAGCAGGAGAAGCAAAUUAUGGUGGAGGCAGUGGAGGCAGAGGAAGACCAAUCCUCGGUAGAUGGAAAGCAGCAGGAGAGCCAGGACUGUGCGGAAAAUGCCCUAACAAAUGCCGAGUUCCCUGUGGAAAAAUCCAGUGAAAACUACAGUGAAACCGAAUAUGAAUGCAGUUCGCUGAUCGAGAUCGAAAUAGCAUCUGAAGAGUCUAAAGAAGAGACCUUGACAGCGGAGGAGAGGGCCAAAAUGAAGGAAAAAGAGGCCAAGGAACAGGCCAAAAAGGAGUCCGCCAUGGCCAAGGAAGAGAGGAAACUGAAGGAGAAACAGCUCAAAGAAGCCAAGCGUAGGGAGAAGCUGAACGUGCUACUCGAAGAGGCCAGAUCCUUGGGCAAGAGCCCCAAGCCGGAGGUCCCCGAGACCGAGGCCAGCCCCGAAGCCAAGCCCCAGUCGCCCCCAAGGGACGUUGCGGGGGCAAAAAAGAAGGCUAAAAAGGCCAAAAAGGCGGCCAAGUGGCGCGUGGAUAGUGCCAAGAUGGAGGAGGACAUUCAGCAGUUUCUGGAGGCAAUCAAGGCCCUGGAAAAGAAGCAGCGGGAGGCGGACCGCCAGGAGGCCGAGGAGGCGGCCGCCAUUGUCAUCGAAAACGAGCACAUGAGGGGCUGGAAGUCCGUCCUGAAGGAACUGGGCCAGACGUCCACAUUCUCGGCGGCCACCGCCAGCCUCAGCGCCGCUCAACUCUCCUCCGCCCCGAGACUGGUGGUCCGCGCCAUCCUGCAUCGCGUGGCCAAGAUGGAGUACAAGAACCAGCUGCAUGUCCUUGAGGAGACCUACCAAUACCGCUCCAGCCUGCUGAAGAGGCUCAAGCUCGACAUGCGGUCCAACUAUAAGCGGGAGCUCCAGGAGCUCGCCGCAGCCUACAAAAAGAGCAAGCCCCAAAGGAUCUGAAGCAACGAAUAUCACAAGGAACACUUUCGAAGCCAGAUCUUGACUGAAGAACGACCUACUUCCAUUUGCACAACAGAAAGCCCCUCCCCACCCCCCUAGACCCAGCUGUGCAUCUCAUUAGGAGUGCCAUCCGACCCCAUCCGACCCGCUUCUGGACAGAAGUCCCGUUGGCUUUGUCCGCGGGCUUUUUGUGCCACUUCUGUUUUUGCACUUUGAAAAUAAAAAGAAUACCCACCCCCCAA
Drosophila persimilis is the source of this 1464-nucleotide messenger RNA. RefSeq names its product neurofilament medium polypeptide. Bases 143 to 1222 code for a protein of 359 amino acids. NCBI's taxonomy places the organism in Eukaryota, Metazoa, Arthropoda, Insecta, Diptera, Drosophilidae. The record is from RefSeq and is a predicted model, not a curated record. The transcript has 3 exons.